GCAAAUGAUCGGUCGGUAAAUUAGCAUUACAGUCUCGCAUCUUUGAAGAAAGAAAAAAAGGAAAAAACAAAAAAAAACACGACCUAUGAUAAAAACGACCUUUGAUAUUUCUAAAUUUUUUUCUUCAAGUGAUACAGAGAACACAGUGAAUCCUUGUUUACAUUCAAUAACCAACAAGGAUGAAGGGAUACACUUGUUCUCUGUGCUUGCUGAAAAACGCCCAGUAUCAUCAAAUCGAAAUCUGAAUUUCAUAUUUUGCUGCGAUUGCGUGAACAAAGCGUAAUUAACUGCCAUAUAAUGUAUGAAAGAUUGUCGAAAAAUAUCGAGGAUUUUUUUGAUAAUCACUUAUCAUGACGAAUGAAGAUGACGUGUGGAGUGAAUUAGCGAGCAUUCCCGCUGAUCCCCCUGAAACAAGAGACAAAUGUCAGCAAUGCAAGAGACCUGUGCAAGUAUGCUGGUGUCCAGGUUUACCAAAACAACGUCUCAAUCCUGCAUCAAGAAUAAUUAUUCUACAGCAUCCAGCAGAGGCAAAGCGUUGUCUACGUACAGUGCCAAUGCUUGCAUUAGCAUUGGAAUCAGGAAAGUGCCUAAUCUUCAGGGGAAAAAAGUUUCCAUUGCCUAAACACGAAGGCCUACCAGAAAUAUUAAAUGAUAAGAAUACUAUUUUAUUAUACCCAUCGCCUGGAGCUAUUGCACUUGACAAACUAGAUCCAGUUGGAAUUAAUGAACAAAAGGCAUAUAAUCUAGUUCUACUGGAUGGAACAUGGCCACAAGCAAAAGCAAUAUAUCACUCGAGCCCAGCUUUAUAUUUUCUGCGAGCUUGCAAAUUAAUUGGUGUACCUACUAGUCAGUAUGUGAUCAGGACACAACCAACAGAAGGUUGCCUUUCGACAUUGGAAACUGGUGCAAGUGCACUCUCAAUUUUAGAAGGUGAUCCAGAAUUAAAAGAAAAAAUGUUGGGUCCAUUGCAUUAUCUAUGUAGGUUUCAAUUAGAAAAUGGCGCUGUAACACACCAGAGUAAGGAAUUUCUUAUUAAACAGAAAAAUUAUCCCAAAUUAAUCGGCAAGAGACUCGCCAAACAAUUACGCAUAUUACCGGAUAAUACCUCAUAAUAUUAGGAGACUUUGAAAAAUUUCAUAUGUAUAUUAUACUGUAAUUAUUAUAUA
Molecule: messenger RNA, 1166 nt
Organism: Camponotus floridanus (Florida carpenter ant)
Lineage: Eukaryota; Metazoa; Arthropoda; Insecta; Hymenoptera; Formicidae
Gene: Dtwd2
Product: DTW domain-containing protein 2
Exons: 6
Coding region: 351-1112 (253 amino acids)
Source: RefSeq, a predicted model, not a curated record